UUCCGCAUCUAAAUUCUCCCUCUCUUCUUAUUCUCUCUCUCCCUCUCUCUCCAAAACGAGAAAUAAUAGAGCCCUAAAAUCUCGAUCUGGAUGUCUGGAAAUCGACGAGCUCACACUAAAAAAACAAACACUAGCUCAGUUAACGUCUGCUUACCUAACAAAAACGACAUUCCGUUUGUCAAUCGUAGCCAUCUCUGAAAGGGGCCUAUGAUUUGUAUGCGUCUGAUCUGUGCACGCGGCAGCUUCCAGUGACGACCUCGCUACCACCGGAAACCGCCUCACUUAUGUGUAGGGGUGAGAUUAGGAGGUCAGGUAUUGUAAAUUUUGCUGGAUGCGUGUUACGUGCGGGUGGAUAAAUGCUUGUAACCGGGGAUCUAGGGUUUUCGAGCCUGAUCCUUCUACUGUGUGUGGUAUUUCCGGUGAUCGCCUUUCUAAUUCGCCGGAAAUGGCGGUUUUCCGUCGCCAGGCAGGAGGAGAUCAAGCGGUUGUUGGUUUUGGCUUCGGAGGAGGCUGCUAGGGCCGAGCUUGAGGCUACGGUUUCGUACGGUGCGGUUUCUGUUUCAAGGAAUAGUUACCAGUGUGCUGUUUGUUAUUCUCCUACCACUACUCGGUGUGCCCGGUGCAAAGCUGUGAGAUAUUGUUCUGGGAAGUGUCAAAUUAUUCACUGGCGACAAGGUCAUAAGGAAGAAUGCUGCCCUCCCAGUGCCACUUCUCACAUAAAUGAUGAUGGAGGUAAUUCUUCUCAGAAGUUGGCCAAACAAGACCAAGAUGAUAUUUAUGACAGCAGAAAUGGAAAUGCACCAGUUAAAACAUCCUCUGAGGUACAUGUAUUAUCAAAUACCAGUAGCACUCAAGGAGAUCCACAUGUAAAAGGUGAUGAUAUUAAAGUUGGCUCUGUUGGUGAUACAGAGGGAACAUCUAUUUCUGAAUCAUUGGGCACCUCGUUUUCUGGCUUCUCUACUUCACCUGCUGGUGGUGAAUCAUCUGAUGAUGUUUCUGUUAGUGAGAGUAUCAGUUCAAAUGAUGUUUCUGUUUCUGAGAGUAUCAGUUCAAAUGAACCUGAGGGAUCAGAUGGACAAAUAUCUUUUCAUACUGCCACUGAUGUGCUUGUGCCUGGUUUGAACAAGGUAGAUCAAACCAAGCCUCUGUCUCCAAAGUUUGUGAGGUUGAUUGAUUCUGUAGAUAGUAAUAAAUUCAGUAAAUUAAGUAAGAGUAAAUCUGGCAGCAAUGGUGGAGAGAAUUGGUAUGCAUCUACUCAUACUUCAGGUCAGAGCAUUAUUGCCAGGAACAAGGUUUCAAUAACUCAGCCUGGAAACGUUUCUUCUGGUUUCUGGGAUAGAACUCUCAGCUCUGUCAUGUCCAGCAAUGCUGUCCAGGCUGAUCCAGAUUUGUUGAGUUCCAGCAAAGCAGCUGACAGCAAGUUAUCUGAUUCUGAGUCAUUCCUACAUUUUAAGUUUCAUUUAUCUGGAUGUAAUGUUCCUUCAUCAAAUUCACAAUGCUCAGAAGUGAAAGGCAUCAGAUCAGAUGAUGCACAUCAGGCUGUUUUGGGGAAUGGUAGCCCUGUUGAUGGAGCAGCAUCAUCAGAAAACACCCAUGAUGAUCCUCUGAAAGUCAGGAGGUCCACAUCUGUGAGCUGCGAAAAGUCUAGUCAUCAUAUGGAUAAGGAAUCUAGUGAUUAUUUAAAUGUGCCAAAGACAACUGAGAUGAAAUCUUUGCCAUCAUCCUCUUCAUAUGCUCAUCUGCCUUCGAAUAGUGAAGCUGCUUUACGUGCAGUUGAUUCUAAUCUUUCAAAGUCCAAUGAUCUUAAAUCCCCAUCCUUACACUCUCACAGAUCGGAUGUUAGUGUCAAUAACACUGUCAGUACUUCAUAUCUAUCUAAGUCCAGAGUAUCAUUUAGUGCUUCUCAAACCCAUUUGGCAUCUAGGGACAAUGGGCAUUCAGUUCUAAAUGUGAAAUCUGGAAAACUUGAUAAUGUUGAAGCUGAAGCACUGACCACCUCUCCAACUAUUAGUGGGCUGAAAUCAUCAAUGCGGAAAGUUGUUGACCAACUCAGAGGACCUAAAUCUGGAAAAUACAGUGAUAAGGGGCUCUUUUCAUAUGAUUAUUUUGUGAAGCUAUAUGCUUCGAACAAGGUAGAAUUGCGACCUUGUGGCCUCAUCAAUUGUGGAAACAGUUGUUAUGCGAAUGCUGUACUUCAAUGCUUAUCAUUUACUCCUCCUCUGACUGCAUAUUUUGUUCAAGGACUCCAUUCUAAACAAUGUGUAAAUAAAGAAUGGUGCUUCACUUGUGAGUUUGAAAGGUUAAUUUUGAAGGCAAAGGAAGGGAUAUCUCCACUUUCCCCUAUUGGAAUUCUAUCCCAGCUUCAAAGCCUUGGAAGUCAUCUGGGUAGUGGGAGGGAAGAAGAUGCACAUGAAUUCCUGAGGUAUGCCAUUGAUACAAUGCAAUCUGUUUGCCUUAAAGAAGCUGGGGUGAAUGCAUUAGGCUCCUUUGAAGAAGAAACCACUCUCAUAGGUCUUACUUUUGGAGGCUACCUUCGCUCAAAGAUAAAAUGCAUGAAGUGCCAUUACAAGUCGGAGCGGCAUGAAAAAAUUAUGGAUCUUACUGUAGAAAUAGAAGGGGAUAUAGGGAAGCUUGAAGAUGCACUUAGGCGAUUCACGAGUACUGAGAUUCUGGAUGGAGACAAUAAAUACCAAUGUAGCAGAUGCAAAUCUUACGAGAAGGCCAAGAAAAAGUUGACAGUACUGGAGGCUCCCAAUGUACUCACAAUUGCAUUGAAGCGCUUUCAGUCAGGUAAAUUUGGAAAGCUCAAUAAGUCCAUUCGAUUCCCAGAGAUCCUGGAUUUAGCACCAUAUAUGAGUGGCACAAGUGAUAAAUCACCCAUAUAUAGGCUUUAUGGAGUAGUUGUUCACUUGGAUAUCAUGAAUGCUUCAUUUUCUGGUCACUAUGUGUGCUACGUUAAGAAUGUCCAGAACAAGUGGUUUAAGAUUGAUGACAGCACGGUAACACCUGUGGAACUUGAAAGGGUAUUGACAAAAGGGGCAUACAUGCUUCUUUAUGCAAGGUGCUCACCAAGGGCUCCAGGACUGAUAAGGAACAGAGUAGCAUCUCCAGAUCCGAAAAUAAAAGGCAGUCCAUCCAGAAUCAAUGCUAAGAAUACUGCACUGAAUUCAAGAUCCACAUCUUCUCACUCAAGUGCUGUUCGGUUACAUCCAAAUUCAAUUCCUCCGGAUAGGUUGGCCGGUGUUGAAUCUUUCUAUUUGAAGUUCCACCGCCUUCAAAAGAUUUUGGGAGAGGACUCAUCAAGUGACAAUUAUUCUUUUUCUAGCAGCAACUCCGAUGAGGGUUCAUGCAGUACUGAGAGCACCCGAGAUUCUAUGAGUACUGAUGACCUUUCAGAUUACAUUUUUGGUGGCUGUAGCAACUCUAGGAGGAACACAUUGGAUUCUGACACUUGUUCAUCAUCCUCUUCUUCCCCUUUGUAUUCAAGGCGCUCGCCUGAAACAAGGAGGUCUCGAAUUGAUCAUGCAGAUUCAGCAAUGGAGGGGGGUGAUUGGGAAGUCAAGGGAGGUGAUCCUUUUUUGCUUUCUGACAGGAGUAAACAAUUUAGAAAAUUAGGAAGUAGUAGUAGUUGUAGGGAGAUUGACUCAAAAUUAGGAUUGGUUAACCCUGUAAAAUCUGGCGUAUCCUUUAGAAGAUCAAUGAGCGAGAGGGCAGAUUAAGCAUUUUUCAGUCAGGUAAUUAAGAGUCGUAAAUAAGAGUUGAGAAAGAGGGGCUGUAUUUAAUGCACUCUUGUAUCUGGCUAUAUGUUUAAAAGAAAUUAGCCACCACCACCAUUUUGUCAACUCCUUUCCCUUCUCAAAGAGUGUAUAGUGCUAGGGACCCUUUUCCAGAAUGAGUCUCAAAAGGGGUUUCAACCCCGUCAAUUGUUUACUUCAGAAACAACAUAUUAAAUGAUAAGUUGUUAAUAAUAAUAUUACCCGAUCUUUUUUCCA
This is a messenger RNA of Hevea brasiliensis (rubber tree), 3992 nucleotides long. RefSeq names its product ubiquitin carboxyl-terminal hydrolase 17. Bases 357 to 3719 code for a protein of 1120 amino acids. Gene Ontology annotation, molecular function: cysteine-type deubiquitinase activity; cysteine-type endopeptidase activity. Gene Ontology annotation, biological process: protein deubiquitination. Gene Ontology annotation, cellular component: cytosol; nucleus. Lineage: Eukaryota; Viridiplantae; Streptophyta; Magnoliopsida; Malpighiales; Euphorbiaceae. The transcript is spliced from 11 exons. The record is from RefSeq and is a predicted model, not a curated record.